This is a messenger RNA of Alligator mississippiensis (American alligator), 7996 nucleotides long. RefSeq names its product tripartite motif containing 67 (gene TRIM67). The coding region runs from base 218 to 2476 and encodes 752 amino acids. Gene Ontology annotation, molecular function: zinc ion binding; protein binding. The record is from RefSeq and is a predicted model, not a curated record. Lineage: Eukaryota; Metazoa; Chordata; Crocodylia; Alligatoridae. The transcript is spliced from 10 exons.
GCGCGGCGAGGAGCUGUCCAUCCCCUCCCGGGUGCUGCAACCUCGCUCCCUCCAACAUCUUCCCAGCGGCAGGCCGGGCUAUGGGGGGAACCGGCGCGGGUGAGCCCAGUACCGCUCCGCCCAGCUGCCCCGGGCUCGGCUCCGACCCUUCUUCCCCCUGAUCCCUCCUUCCCUCCCUCCCUCCCCCCGUUCCCGCUCGCACAAAGCCGUCGCGGCCAUGGAAGAGGAGCUGAAGUGCCCGGUGUGCGGCUCGCUGUUCCGGGAGCCCAUCAUCCUGCCCUGCUCGCACAAUGUCUGCCUGCCCUGCGCCCGCACCAUCGCCGUGCAGACCCCGGACACCGAGCAGCACCUGCCCCCCAUGCUGCAGCCCCGAGGACCUAUGCCAGGGGCAGCAGCUGCUGGGUCUGGGCCGGGGACAGGGCCAGCAGUGGGCUCUGUCCCUGCCUUUGACUAUGAGUGCGCAGCGGGUGGCAGUGGGGACCACGCGGACAAGCUAAGCCUGCACAGUGAGACUGACAGUGGCUACGGCUCCUACACCCCCAGCCUUAAGUCGCCCAAUGGGGUGCGGGUGCUGCCACUAGUGCCAGCCCCUCCAGGCUCUUCAGCGGCGGCUGCAGCGGUUGCUCCCAGGGGUGCUGCCACCAGCUCGUCCCUCACAUGCCCGCAGUGCCACCGCAGCGCCUCCCUGGACCAGCGCGGCCUCCGUGGCUUCCAGCGCAACCGGCUGCUGGAGGCCAUUGUGCAGCGCUACCAGCAAGGCCGUGCCGCUGCCUCCGCCAAGUGCCAGCUCUGUGAUCGUAGCCCCCCGGAACCAGCUGCUGUCCUGUGUGAGCAAUGCGAGGUGCUGUACUGCGCUGCCUGCCAGCUCAAGUGCCACCCAUCACGGGGCCCCUUUGCCAAGCACCACCUGGUUCCACCGCCCAGCCUGCAGGGUGCCCCCAGUGGUGAUGGUGGAAGCAACAGCAGUGGGGCAAGCAAGGCAGUGGCAGCAGUAGGAGUGGGGGCAGGGGGUGCCCGCAAAUUCCCCACAUGCACGGACCAUGAACUGGAAAACUACAGCAUGUACUGUGUGAGCUGCCGGAGCCCCGUGUGCUACCAGUGCCUGGAGGAUGGCAAGCACAGUAAGCAUGAAGUGAAAGCCCUGGGUGCCAUGUGGAAGCAGCACAAGGCACAGCUGUCUCAGGCUUUAAAUGGUGUUUCAGAUAAAGCAAAGGAAGCUAAAGAAUUUUUAGUUCAGCUGAAAAAUAUAUUGCAGCAGAUACAGGAAAAUGGCUUGGAAUAUGAAGCCUGUCUUGUUGCUCAGUGUGAUGCCCUAGUGGAUGCAUUAACUCGGCAAAAGGCAAAGCUGCUCACUAAAGUUACCAAAGAACGUGAGCACAAACUAAAGGUUGUUUGGGACCAGAUAAACCACUGUACCCUGAAGUUACGUCAGUCAACAGGGCUCAUGGAAUACUGUUUGGAAGUAAUCAAAGAGAACGAUCCUUCUGGGUUUUUACAGAUUUCAGAUGCUUUAAUCAAACGUGUUCAGGUGUCUCAGGAACAAUGGGUCAAAGGAGCCUUGGAACCAAAAGUAUCUGCUGAGUUUGACCUGACUCUGGAUAGUGAACCUUUACUGCAGUCAAUACACCAGCUGGAUUUUAUUCAGAUGAAAUGUAGGGUGCCACCAGUCCCACUGCUGCAACUGGAAAAGUGCUGCACCCGCAACAACAGUGUGACACUGGCCUGGAGGAUGCCACCCUUUAGCCACAACCCCGUGGAAGGUUAUAUCUUGGAACUUGAUGAUGGAGACGGCGGCCAAUUCCGCGAAGUGUACGUUGGCAAGGAGACACUAUGCACUAUUGAUGGCCUUCAUUUCAACAGUACCUACAAUGCAAGAGUCAAAGCUUUCAAUUCAUCAGGAGUUGGCCCUUACAGCAAGACAGUUGUUUUACAGACAUCUGACGUGGCCUGGUUCACCUUCGACCCUUCUUCAGCCCAUAGGGAUAUAGUCUUGUCAAAUGAUAACCAGACAGCCACUUGCAGUAGCUAUGAUGACCGUGUUGUUCUGGGCACAGCAGCAUUCUCCAAGGGAGUACAUUACUGGGAACUACAUGUGGACCGGUAUGAUAACCAUCCAGAUCCAGCAUUUGGAAUUGCCAGAAUUAAUGUAGUCAAGGACAUGAUGCUAGGGAAGGAUGACAAGGCAUGGGCCAUGUAUGUGGACAACAACCGGAGCUGGUUUAUGCACUGCAAUUCACACACCAAUCGGACAGAAGGGGGUGUUUCUAAAGGUGCCACUGUUGGUGUUCUCCUGGACCUAAAUAAGCAUAACCUGACCUUUUAUAUAAAUGGGCAGCAGCAAGGACCUACAGCAUUUGAAAAUGUGGAAGGGGUCUUCAUGCCUGCCUUGAGCCUCAACCGAAAUGUACAGGUAACUCUGCACACGGGACUGGAGGUGCCACAGAGUGUAAAACAGCUAAAGCUGCCCAGCAACUAGCUGAAUUCAUGCUGCCUAUAGCCAACCUGGAUUUUGUAGUCUUUCUAAAUGCUAUUUGCAUAUAUUGGUUAAAAAAAAAAAAAAAGCACUCAUCCCUAUAACAGCAGUUCUCAUGCUGGACUUUGAUCCCAGAGUGUUCUGAUAAUUAAAAUAAAUCUACAUCCCCCUCUUAAUUUUACACUGUUGACAAAUGUGGUUGUAGACUGAACAAAUGGGCUUGGAGCACUCAUAUACUUCAAUAUAAAUAUACUUGCAGCUCAGUGUAGAUGCCACACUCAUAUACUUCAAUAUAAAUAUACUUGCAGCGGUGUAGAUGCAAACAUAGGGUGACAGCUAAAAUGAGCAUAUUUUCCCUUUCAUACUUGGAUCUGUGCUCCCCAGGAUGAUAGUGAUGAAGGAAGAGAAGAUGAUCACUGAGGGGCCUCAGAGCAAUUUCCUGAGUGUUCUGAUGGAUUCUCUGUCCCUUGAAACCUUGAAUCAAGAGCAGAUACAUUUUUUAAAAGCUGAGCUACAGCUCAUACUGGAGUUGUGUGCUUGAUGUAGACACUUCUGGGGACAUUCUUUGGCUUGCAUUGAACAGAUCAGACCACGUUAUCACAACAAUCUCUUUUGUCUUGAAAACUGGUUAAAUUUAUGGAUUAAGCUCCUGCCGAAAUGAAUGGCAAAGCUCUCACUGACUUCAGUAGGAGCAAGACAAGGCUCAAAUUAGCUUUAUGCAAAACUUAUGCUCAUUUAAGUUGCACACAUUUUAGGUAGGAAUAAAAAGUACUCAAUAAAUCUUAGUGCUUUUUAUGUGACUGUAGUGGCUUUUUCUCUCACAAAUGGGAGCUCUUGCAGUGGGUACCAGCAGCAACCACCUCUUGAAAUGACAAUGGAGGAGAGUUCAUUGAAGUCAUCAGAGAUGUUCCAAAAUGGCUUAAAUAAAAUAUACUGUGUGGGGAAGAUCAUUAAUUUUUUUAGAGCCUGGGUUCUACUAGGUGCCAAGCACCUGUGGUGCUCAUGGAGUUGUGGCUAUGCAGCACCUCUCAGCAUCAAAGGCCUUAAUUUUCUCAAAUUAUCUUUAAACCUCUGGGUAAUCUGAAGAGGACUGUAGGUUUAUAACUAAUAUUACGUGAUCUGCUAGAUUCUGACCUAAGAAUCACCUGAUUCUUAACUUUGUUUUGUGCCUCAGAAAUGUUGUGGGUACCCCAAAUAAGGCAAUGAGGAGUAUUUUCAAAUGGAGUCUGAUUGGCCUAGAACCUUUAAUAGGCGUCUUAGAUUUUUUUCUCUCUCUCCCUCUCUCAACAAAGCAUGUGGAGGUAUGUGUUUGGUGAGGGGUAGGUGGCUGACUGAAUUAACUUAUAAUUGCAAGAUACAAAAGGAUAUACAGUUAUACUGCAUCUAAGACUCUAACCUCAUGAUCCAACCUAAUUGUGGUGCUAUUAGACCAAUGCACCACUGGCUGCUGCCUCCUAUUGUUCUGCUUUUUCUAUUCAUUCUAUUUACACACAACUGCUCUGUAUACAGAGAAAACACACAGGCACAUACACACACUUCAGUAUAUGUGUGGUUAAUAAACACUGCCCAAACUAUUUUUAAAUGAAAAUCUAUUUUACUGCCUUGGGUAAAGUCCUCCAGGGUAGGGUGGACUUCUGGCAGAUAGGCCCAUAGCUGCAGGCAUGCAUUUGAUUGCCAGCCAAAGCACAUCCCCAUUACUGGUCACAGCAAGUGACAGGAAGGCUUGACUGGGACAGAGGUCUUAGGCUUCUGACUGCAGGACAGGGGUUGUCAUAAUGAAUUGCCAUAGAUAAGGAACAUUAAACUAUGCAGAACUGAGCAGUAAGUGGUCUAUAAUCAUCUGUGCAGGGUGCCCAUCAUUACUCAAUCUUUCAGCUCCCCUCCCUCUAAGAAUAAAUGCAUCUUCUUUGAAUAACAGAAAAAACAAGACAACUCAAACUAUAAGUUUGAAAGCAACUGUAAUUUCCUCAGACUGAGAGAUAUUUUAUUAGUACAUUUUAUUUUUAAGGACUAGUAGUGACUGACUGUACUAAUUUUGGUUUGCUCAAAUUAGCAGAGACCAACUGUGGUUUGUUUCUUUGUUUUUCUUUGUCUGUUUAACGCCAUCUGAAUCUGUGCAGGAUUUUCUAGUUCAGUGGGGUCUAUUUUAAGCCUACCUCAGCUAGCAUGCUACUGGACCCCAAAUUUCCACUUGAGUGUUAUCACUGUAUAGUUGUCUUGUAAAGUUUUAACCAUAACCUUUCAACCAUCACCUAACAGACAGCAGAGCCUUGGAAUACUGUUUAAGCUGCAUAUAGAUUUUUAUAGUAGAAAAUGUCUCAUGGCAAUGUUAAUACAAGCAAGCACUCUACUUUUACUGUUCUUAUAAAAUAUGAAACAAAAAAGCACUGUUUAUAUCAGACAUAAGAACUGAACUUUUGUCUCUACUCACAAGAUCUGCGAAAUAAAAUUCAAAUCAAUUUUAAUCUAUCCAAUUUGCAGACAUUGCUGGAUGUUUAAAGUGGAUACUGAAAUGGGUUUAGAAUACUUUUUGAUACCUAUGUUGAUGUCAGUGAUGUUUUUCAUAGUUGCUUCUGUAUCAUUCCUUGUGUGUCACUCAGGGGAAAAUGCAGAGUGAUAUAGGUUUCCAAGAUCUAAUUUAACAUGAAUAGCAGGUCAGGGAACACUCCAGACUUAUGGAGGUACUCUUUCAACUGCUGCUGUCUGUACGUACUAGCUGAGUAAAAGUGUGAUGCACACUAGCUAAAACUGCAGUCUCCUUUUAACCUAGAGAAAAUGUGGAAAAGGUGGGCAGUUAGAAAUUGAAAUGCUGUAUUAAUAUUGCUAAUUUAAAUUUAAGUCCACAGAGGGUGUCUACUUUUGGUUAUGUAUCUGUUCAAGGACUUAGAUUCAUUAAGGUUCAUAGAACUAAAUCAAGUUGGCCUUAUGAAAUACAUUUUUUUUACAAGCUGAGUGAGGCUUAGCAGUUUGUCUAACAAUGACAAUGCUGAAAUAAUUAGAACUAGGCUAGGAGACUAAUUAUUCUGUGUUUGAAUACAAACGUGAAGCUCCCGUGACCUUCAAAAAGUACCUUAUUGGUGCAUGCACAGACAAAAUGUAUCUGUUCAAGACUAGCACAAUGUGAGAAGGAAUAGAGAAAAUUCACUCCUCUUUCCAGGUCUGAGGUCAUUUAUUCCACUGCCAGUAAAUCUCACCAGGGUCUUCAAGGUCUAAGCCUGGUUGGCUCAAGAGGUCUUUAUCUCGUCAUCAUCUGUGCACAGAGGGGAAAGAGUGCCUGUAGAAAAUGAGGGAGGGGAGGAAAAGAAUGAGAAGAGGGAGCCUUACCCUCAGACCAUGCUCCCUCUUUCCUUUCUUCCAUCUCCCUCUGGCACCUCCAAUAAACAUUGCAUGGGAAUAAUCAACCCUACGGAAGAAGUGAGGCUCCCUAAACUGGGAAGAGUCUUAUCUGUUAUAGUGCAGACUCCAGAAGAGAGUAGAAACUUAUUUACAGAGUUUAGAACAAGCAAUUUUAAAUUCUGUUAAGUAUAAAAGGGUCUUACUCCAGAAUCUAGGCUCUCAAAGCACGUCUGCCACUGGGGGGGGGAAGGUAUGGUUUGGAGAGUAAUGAGAAACCUUCUGUUUACCUUACACCCUGGGUGAUUUAGAAUUAACCUAUAUAAACUUUCUUCCUAUUCCUUUCCUCUACAAAUUCCCCAUUUUGUUUGGUAAAGCCAAUUAGGAAAAAAAAAUGUGGUCAGGAACAUUGUCAGAGCCACACAGUGGCUUCUAAAAUUCAGAAGAGACAGGUGAAAGAGCAUUAUCAUCUCCCAAUCUAUCCUAUGUAGUUAAGAUAUAUAAGGGAAAAGUAUAUUGGGCUGAACAAAAAAAAUUACCUAUAUCAGAGUUUAAGAGGAAAAGUGUUAACAUGUAAUUUAUUAUAUACAUAAUAUACCAUCAAAUUGUAAAUAAUGCCAUUGUAAUGUAUUGCUGUAGCUGGUUCUCAGUGGUGAUAGAGUUCUGUUGUAGUGCUGUAGGUGUGUUUUGUUUUUCAGGGUUUUUUUAAGUAUAGCUAGUAAAAAUGGCAAAGAGCACCUAAUAUCAUAGUUUCUUAGAUGUUCUAGAGCAAGAAGAAAUUGUGACACAUACAAUUGUUUUCUUCUACUUUAGUAUGGAUAUUUAAUACAACAGGUAAGGGAAAAAUUAGAUCAAGGCUAACCCACUACUAACAAAUAUAAGGCACUGUGUACGUUUGCGAUCAAGGAAUGGUGUAUCAUUUGCUCAGUGAGGUAAUGAAACAAAGCAGUUAGAUUUUGCCAAAUUUGCAGUGUCCUUUUAAUAGCAAGGCAAAGCCUUAAUCUUGGAACUUCAGUAUAGUUAAUAUAAAAUAUCUUGUCCAGAUCUUUUAUAGAAGAAAGAUUACAAUCUCUAUGAGUCCUUUAAACAGGCCGAAGUAAUAAAUCAAACACGAUAAAAACGGUACAAUACAAUGGAAACAGCCUCACUUGACACUGGGAGAAAAAUCCAAAUCAACAAAAAAAGAAAGACUCUUGUUUUAAAAGAAGUGAGCUGGAAGGUCUUGCUUUAUUGACAACACUUGUUUUCAGUUUAUCUGAUCAGCAAUACUGUGUGUCUGCAUGAAACCAGUAGAGUGGGAACUUUUAAGCACAAGUCCGUUUAAAAUAAAAUAAGAAUCUAGGAUUCUUACGUGCAGAAGCCCAGGCAAAUCACGGAGAACAGGUGUUGUAGGGCUUCUGCAUCCUUGCACACUGUAAAAGAUGAAUGUGUGUUUCACAGAAGUGGGUACUUGGUAGCAUUUGUCUCCUGGAACAAACAAGCCCCUGUUACAGCUGUGUUACUGCAAACAAAUCUGACUCAGCUAUACAAUAUUACAAAUCAGCAAGUCUGAAUGCUUUCAGGAUACAGAUUGUAUUCUUACACUUCAGUACAAUUGUAACCAUGGUGUUAGCCCACAAUGAGCUUCCGUAAUUGUUGUUAAUGAAAAUACCAACCUUCUUAAGUGAGUAAAAUGAAAGCACGACCAGGAGAUAUAAUGUGAUGAAAUGUUAGAAUAAAUGCAUGGGGUAGAACUGUCUUUUCUCCAAUUGUUAUGUGCAGCAUGAAAGAUGUUAAUUUAAAAUGUUGGCAAAAACAAAAAGUGCAAAGGAAUGAAAUAAGUGUUCAUUUCCUGUUGAAUGAAAGACAAACUUUAUUCUUCUCCCUGACCAUGACAUUUUUACUUUAUUGUCACUUCUCAUAAUUAUGAUCAGUUUGGAGCUGGUGGAAUAAACGUUCCUUCUGUACGUGUCUGCCCCCAGAUCAAGAGGAAAAAAUAAACUUUUUCUAAUUUUGUACCUGUAGCAAAAAUUUGUAUUUUUUGAAUUGGAAACAAACUGCUUUUUGUCUUUUCAGUGUAAGUCAAACUUUGUGUAUUAUUACCCUUUUGGAAAACCUGAAGUAUUAGUUUUUGCUGUUUUACAGUUUUUAAAUAAAUUCUUAACGCAUUGCCAACAAAUGCAGACAGUACCUGGUUUCUUAUUAUUGAUA